UGUCAUAUGACGUCAUUAAUCUUCCCCCGAUCGCCAUUUCGAAGCACGUUGAGGCUUCGACUGAACGUCAUUUUUGUGCAAAUAAUCGUUGUUUUUUUUUUCUUCCGAAAUCAAAGAACUUAGGAUCUUAAACACAACUGACAGCGCAGCCGCUAACAAUGCCUACAAAAAUAUUCGUUGGUAACGUUAACCCCACCACCAAAGCAGAACAAUUACGGGUUUUGUUCGAGAAAUAUGGCAAAGUCACCGAGUGUGACAUAAUAAGAAAUUAUGCUUUUGUGCACAUGGAAUAUGACUCUGAGGCAGUUCAGGCUAUCAGACAGCUGAAUGGAUACUCAGUCUGCAAUUCAAGAAUUCGAGUUGAGUUGUCACAUGGUAAAAAGACAGAAAAUGCUGACAAAAAGCCAACAGAUAGAGCAUUUCCACCAAGAAAGCCUUUGGGCCAAGGAGGACUAUCCAAUUUUAACAGUCGUUUCACACCCGGCAGCUUUAACAACAACAACAGCAACAACAACAACAACUGGCCAGACAACUAUGACCAAAGGCCACGGUUUCGUGACAACUUCCCAGAUUAUUAUGAAAGGGAUGGACGAAUGUCGUCUGUUCCAGACAGGUAUCCAGGUGGACCGAUGUCCGACAGAAUGGGAUCCAUGCAAGACAGGUACCCUGCCCAAGGACCGCCAAGAGAUCGCAUGAUGCCUCCACCACACUCAGAAAGAUUCCCUUCCUCCCAGCCUGACAGAAUGAGACCCUCCAGUCCAUUUGAUCGAAGGGGAGCACCACCGCCUCCUCAUGCAAUGAGAGACAACUACUAUAUGGACAGAGACCCUUACUACCGUGAGAGAAGCCCUCUUUCUCGGAUGCCUCCCGAUUAUUAUGAUAGAAAUAUGAAAAGAGACUACCCACCUUCUCCUUACCAGAAUAACGAUAACAUGGGUGGCUUCAAGAGAGACACUCCGAUGGGUCGAGACAUGGGUAUGCGAUCGAUGGGCAUGGACGCUCCAGUCCGAGACCAGAUGCCAUCUUCUCGUGGUGGAAUGGAACCAAUGAGGAGAGACAAUAUGGUUGGCAAUAGGGGUCCUGGUCCUAUGGGGGUCGGUCGAGAUGCCUACAGGCAAGGAGGAGAUUCAAUGGACCAUCACAAC
This is a messenger RNA of Octopus bimaculoides (California two-spot octopus), 1145 nucleotides long. RefSeq lists its product as uncharacterized. The record is from RefSeq and is a predicted model, not a curated record. Lineage: Eukaryota; Metazoa; Mollusca; Cephalopoda; Octopoda; Octopodidae. Gene Ontology annotation, cellular component: nucleus. Gene Ontology annotation, molecular function: mRNA binding.